CGGUUUCCGAAAAUAGUUUCUUUGUUCCGUUGAUCCCGUGCUCCAUUUAGCCAUGAGCUUUCCGUUUCAUUAGUCAGAUCAAUGUUGAUCGCCGCCAGCACGAGCCAUCAAACCUGCAAAAUGGUGCAACACGGUGGACACUAUCGGAAGCGAACUCUGGACUACAGUAGUAAACACCGGAAUUUGGCAAAAUUCACCACUGAUGUGGAGCAUUUCCUGGAGGAGUACAACAAGGUCGUCGAGAAUCGGCAGGUCCAUCGACGGGACUAUGCACGCCACCUCCGGGAAAUCGAGACCAACCUGAAGCUGUUGAUAUCGAAAUUACACCGGCUUGAAGCCAGUGGUUGUCGCGAACAACUAUUUUUGGAGCUGUUUUGCUGUGGGACAUUGUUCGAAAACAGUGACGAGUUGAAGCGACACUAUUUUCGAUAUCACUAUACUCCCCGGUUGGUACAUCCGAAUAUUGUCGAGCUACGAUCAGGAUACGGAAAACUGGAACACUUUCGACGCCGAUUGCAGGAAUAUCUCAAUUAUGGAACGGAGUGCUCUGCGGUGCUGCUGGUGAAUUUGCAGAAACUCUUGAACAACGUUAGUCACACCAUCGCGGUUGACAAUGCGCCAAAGGAUGACUGGUCCACCAAACCAGAUUACCAAAUAUUUAAAUGGAGAGAUUUUGCACCUAAGAUCGAACGCUUUCUUAUAAAAAUAAAGGAAUGAAUAGUACAUGUCAGUUGAAACAUUUGAAAUAAUUAACCAAUAAAAAUUUCGUGGAAAAUAAUGAACAAAUAAAAUGUUUAACAGAAA
This is a messenger RNA of Aedes albopictus (Asian tiger mosquito), 804 nucleotides long. RefSeq lists its product as uncharacterized. The record is from RefSeq and is a predicted model, not a curated record. Lineage: Eukaryota; Metazoa; Arthropoda; Insecta; Diptera; Culicidae. Bases 82 to 717 code for a protein of 211 amino acids. The transcript is spliced from 3 exons.